AUGGUGAAAUAUAAGUUGCCAACCAAGCGUGAACAAAAGUUCACACCCGUGAGAAAAUGUGAGAAAGCAUUAUGUGAAUUUUUCUCUGGAUUUUGGUGUCUUCAAUCUUUAUCUACUUCUAAUACUACGUCAACUAAUCAUCAUCACCAGGACAACCAAAGUAGUCUUAUAUCAUCGUCUACGUCAAUGUCGUCCUCACCACUAACACCAUUAGCGAAUCAAUCUAAUAUCUUAUCAAGUAAACAUCCUAUUUGUGUUCAAGCUACAAUGCUGUGUGAUAGCCUUCCAGAUUGUGAUUUGAGAGUGCCUAUGAAUGAAGUUAAUUUAUCACAGGAUGAAGCAAAUUGUAAUAUGAUCCCAUCAAAUUAUUCCCUGAAAACAUCUAAAUUAUCUAAAGACGAUCAUUGGAUAUCUAAAUUACCAUGGAUAAUUCUUGCACCGGUACCUGCUAUAUUAAUCUGUGCUCUAAUACGUAUCUGUUCACAGAAACGUCAAUUAGACAUGAUUGAAGAUAAUAAUAAUAAUAAUCAUUAUAAUUUUAAUAUAAAUAAUCUUAAUGAAUGUUCAACAGUAAUAUCCAGUUCCACAACAACAACUACUACAAAUCAUUGUGAUAAAUGUUUACAUAUGCAAUACAAAAAAUUACCUAGUAAUUAUUUUAUAAUUAAACGUAAAUUACACAAUUAUCGAGGAAGUAUACCGGGACUAUUGAAUCGAAUAAAUAAAUUAUCUAGUGUUACCGAAGUUGAUGAUGAAAUUGAUCCCAAUAUAGAUCAACAAGUGAAUAUAUUGAAAAUGAAACCAUUGAAUAAUACUACUACUAAUAUAAUAAUAAUAAUAAUGUUAAAACAAAAUUGGCAAAUAAUUCAAAUCAUUGUGGUAAUUCAUUACAACAUUGUUAUUCCUUACCUGAAUUUACUAUAAAACAUGAUGAUAACGAUGACG
Messenger RNA from Schistosoma intercalatum, 945 nucleotides. Lineage: Eukaryota; Metazoa; Platyhelminthes; Trematoda; Strigeidida; Schistosomatidae. The record is from the annotation of a GenBank genome assembly.